Molecule: messenger RNA, 1600 nt
Organism: Hibiscus syriacus
Lineage: Eukaryota; Viridiplantae; Streptophyta; Magnoliopsida; Malvales; Malvaceae
Product: UNC93-like protein 1
Exons: 2
Coding region: 50-1456 (468 amino acids)
Source: RefSeq, a predicted model, not a curated record
CCCCCACAAUCUUCUUGCUAUUCCAAUCCUUUGACCGACAAGGAUAAAAAUGGGUAUCGGAGAUCGGGAUAAAGAUGAAGAAUCAGUCGCCGAAUUGCCCACAAAAUCCAGAUUCCGAUACAAUUCUCCACUGGUGCAAGUCGUCCUGAUAGGCCUGGUAUGUUUCUGCUGUCCCGGGAUGUUCAACGCCCUCUCCGGCAUGGGAGGAGGUGGCCAAGUCGAUCCCACCGCCACCAACAACGCCAACACCGCCCUUUACACCACUUUCGCUGUGUUCGGGGUCUUAGGUGGUGGCAUUUACAACAUCCUCGGACCUCAUCUCACCCUUGCCUGUGGUUGCAGCACUUACGUCCUCUACGCCGGUUCUUUACUUUACUACAACCACCAUCAACACCAGGGUUUCGUCAUCGCCGCCGGUGCUUUACUCGGCGUCGGAGCUGGACUGCUUUGGGCCGGUGAAGGCGCUAUUAUGACUGCUUACCCUCCACCGAAUCGGAAGGGAUCUUAUAUCUCGCUGUUUUGGAGCAUUUUCAACAUGGGUGGAGUCAUUGGUGGACUUAUUCCUUUCAUUCUGAAUUAUCAUAGAAACGAGGCCGCCUCCGUGAACGACGCCACGUAUAUCGGCUUCAUGUGUUUCAUGACGGCAGGGACUCUGCUUUCCUUUGCCAUUUUGCCACCCGACCGCGUUGUUCGGGAUGACAGUACACGUUGCUCCAAUGUUAAGUACUCCAGUGUCGCCACCGAGGCAAUCGAGGUUCUCAAACUGUUUGCUAAUUGGAAAAUGCUGCUUAUUGUCCCUGCUGCUUGGGCCAGCAAUUUCUUCUACAGCUAUCAGUUCAAUAAUGUGAAUGGUCUUCUUUUCAACCUGAGGACAAGAGGGUUAAACAAUGUGUUCUACUGGGGAGCUCAGAUGUUAGGCUCUGUUGGGAUCGGUUACAUAUUGGAUUUUAGUUUUCAGAGUCGGAGGAUGAGGGGUUUUGUCGGGAUCGGCGUAGUAGCUUUGGUUGGCAGUGCAAUUUGGGGCGGUGGUCUCGCGAACCAGAUUCCUUAUUCCCAUGAUGAUCUACCUAAGAAGCUGGACUUCAGGGACUCUGCUUUUGCCGGUCCCUUUGUUUUGUACUUCAGCUAUGGUUUGUUGGAUGCCAUGUUUCAAAGCAUGGUUUAUUGGGUCAUAGGAGCUUUGGCAGACGAUUCACAAACCCUUAGCAGAUAUAGUGGAUUUUAUAAGGGAGUGCAAAGUGCCGGAGCGGCAGUCGCCUGGCAAGUUGAUUCGCAUAAGGUUCCAUUGCUGUCACAGUUGAUAGUGAAUUGGUCACUCACGACUAUAAGUUAUCCACUGUUGGUACUUCUGGUUAUGCUAGCAGUAAAAGAUGAUAAGUCAGAAGAUGAAAUUGUCAAGGAAGUUGCUUUUCCAUCUUCCAAUAAAGAUGUCACCACUACUGCCAUCUCUACAUAGCUUUAUUUAUCUGUUGUAUCUUCUCCUAAAUUUUCCUGCCAAGAGUGGCUUCUUUUUCUUUUAAAAUUGUUGUAAUGUUUAUGUGACCACGCCAUUGUUUAUCUCCAUUGAAAAGAAAUUUAAGUUGAACUGCUCUUGUGCAAA